AUGUCAUAUCGUGGUCCAAAUCAGUUCCAAAAUCAAUUCAAUGCUCCGCCUCCGCAUCAACAGCAGCCACCACAAAACUUUGGUGUUCCUCCAAGACAACCACACACCAUUGGCCCAAUAACUAGCUCCAAAUCGCCUUUCGAACAAUUUGAACUCUAUACAAGAAAAAUUGAGGACUUCAUUGACGAUAAAUUCAAACCGUUGAAACCGUAUGUUCCUGCAAUUGGAAGAGCAUUUUUGGUGGCUACUUUCUACGAAGACACAUUAAGAAUCUUUACUCAGUGGAAUGAGCAAGUUUACUACUUGCACAACUACAGACACUACUGGAGAUGGUUUACGGUGGUGUUUUUGAUUCAAAACAUGUUGAUUAUGUCCAUCACUUCAACAAUGUUGAUUGCUAGGAAAAAGGUCAAUAUUGCUACAAUUGCCUUGAUUUUGGUUGUUAUUGGUCAAGGUAUUGUUUAUGGCUUAAUGUUUGACUCUCAAUUUAUUUUGAGAAACUUGUCAGUUGUUGGUGGAUUAGUAUUGGCAUUUUCAGAUUCCAUUGUCAGAGAUAAACGAUCAUUGAACAUGCCAGGGUUACCAAUGUUGAACAAUCAAGACAACAAAAAGUAUUUCUUGUUAGCAGGAAGAAUCUUGCUUGUUCUUUUGUUCUUGGGGUUUGUCUUUUCAUCUGAAUGGUCCUUGGGUAGAGUUUUGAUUAUCAUUGUUGGAAUUGCAUCUUGUGCUUCAAUAAUUGUUGGAUACAAGACUAAAUUUGCCGCAGCAGUGAUGUUGUCGUUGUUGUUUGUUUACAAUGUUGUUACAAACCAUUUCUGGAGCUAUGGAGGUCGUGAUGCAAGAAGAGAUUUCUUGAGGUACGAAUUCUUCCAAGUCUUGUCUAUUGUGGGUGGAUUGUUGUUGGUUGUUAACGCUGGUGCCGGUGAGUUUUCCAUUGAUGAAAAGAAAAAGAUCUACUAG
Lodderomyces theae is the source of this 960-nucleotide messenger RNA. It is a transcript of the gene ERV29, whose product is annotated as Erv29p. Lineage: Eukaryota; Fungi; Ascomycota; Pichiomycetes; Serinales; Debaryomycetaceae. Gene Ontology annotation, biological process: Golgi organization. Bases 1 to 960 code for a protein of 319 amino acids. The record is from RefSeq and is a predicted model, not a curated record. The transcript has a single exon. Gene Ontology annotation, cellular component: membrane; endoplasmic reticulum-Golgi intermediate compartment; endoplasmic reticulum.